Acomys russatus (golden spiny mouse) is the source of this 2551-nucleotide messenger RNA. RefSeq names its product aldehyde dehydrogenase 18 family member A1 (gene Aldh18a1). Gene Ontology annotation, molecular function: ATP binding; glutamate-5-semialdehyde dehydrogenase (NADP+) activity; glutamate 5-kinase activity. The transcript is spliced from 17 exons. NCBI's taxonomy places the organism in Eukaryota, Metazoa, Chordata, Mammalia, Rodentia, Muridae. Bases 4 to 2391 code for a protein of 795 amino acids. The record is from RefSeq and is a predicted model, not a curated record. Gene Ontology annotation, cellular component: cytoplasm; mitochondrion.
AACAUGUUGAGACACAUGCAUCGCUCUGGGUUCCAGCCUUUCAACCAACGUCUUCUGCCCUGGGUCCAGUCCAUGGCUGUGCCCAGAUCCCAUCGUGUCCAGCCUUCAGCUGUCAGACAUGUUCGUUCUUGGAGCAACAUCCCCUUUAUCACAGUACCCCUCAGUCGUGCCCAUGGCAAGCCCUUUGCCCACCGAAGUGAGCUGAAGCAUGCCAAGAGAAUCGUGGUGAAACUCGGCAGCGCCGUGGUGACCAGGGGAGAUGAGUGUGGUCUGGCACUAGGGCGCCUGGCAUCAAUUGUUGAACAGGUCUCGGUGCUGCAGAAUCAGGGCCGAGAGAUGAUGCUGGUCACCAGUGGAGCCGUUGCCUUCGGCAAGCAGCGCCUGCGCCAUGAGAUCCUUCUGUCUCAGAGUGUGCGGCAGGCGCUGCACUCGGGGCAGAACCAGCUGAAGGAGAUGGCAAUUCCAGUCUUAGAGGCCCGAGCCUGUGCAGCUGCUGGACAGAGUGGCCUGAUGGCCUUGUACGAGGCUAUGUUUACCCAGUACAGCAUCUGCGCUGCCCAGAUUCUGGUAACCAACUUGGACUUCCACGAUGAGCAGAAACGCAGAAAUCUCAACGGCACACUGCACGAGCUGCUGCGGAUGAAUAUCGUGCCCAUCAUCAACACAAACGAUGCUGUCGUUCCCCCAGCUGAGCCCAACAGUGAUCUCCAGGGGGUAAAUGUUAUUAGUGUGAAGGAUAAUGACAGCCUGGCUGCCCGGCUGGCGGUGGAAAUGAAAACUGACCUCCUGAUUGUCCUUUCAGAUGUGGAAGGCCUCUUUGACAGUCCCCCAGGCUCAGAUGACGCAAAGCUCAUUGAUAUAUUCUAUCCUGGAGAUCAGCAGUCUGUGACGUUUGGAACCAAGUCAAGAGUGGGAUUGGGGGGCAUGGAAGCCAAGGUGAAAGCUGCCCUCUGGGCUUUGCAAGGUGGUACCUCUGUCGUCAUUGCCAACGGAACCCACCCAAAGGUGUCCGGGCAUGUCAUCACAGACAUCGUGGAGGGGAAGAAAGUCGGCACCUUCUUUUCAGAAGUCAAGCCUGCUGGCCCUACGGUGGAGCAGCAGGGGGAGAUGGCUCGAUCGGGAGGGAGGAUGCUGGCCACGUUAGAUCCCGAACAGAGAGCCGAAAUUAUCCAUCAUCUGGCUGACCUGCUGACGGACCAGCGGGAAGAGAUCCUGUUAGCCAACAAAAAGGACAUGGAGGAGGCCGAGGGAAGACUUGCGAGCCCUCUGCUGAAACGCCUGAGCCUCUCCACGUCCAAACUGAACAGCCUGGCCAUCGGGUUACGGCAGAUUGCCGCCUCCUCCCAGGAUAGCGUGGGCCGCGUCCUACGCCGGACUCGAGUUGCCAAAAACCUGGAACUAGAGCAAGUGACUGUCCCAAUAGGUGUUUUAUUGGUGAUCUUUGAGUCUCGCCCUGACUGUCUACCCCAGGUGGCGGCCUUGGCUAUUGCAAGUGGCAAUGGCUUGUUGCUGAAAGGAGGGAAGGAGGCCGCCCACAGCAACCGCAUUCUUCACCACCUGACCCAGAAGGCCCUGUCCAUCCAUGGAGUCAAGGAGGCCAUACAGCUGGUGAAUACCAGAGAAGAAGUAGAGGAUCUCUGCCGCCUUGACAAAAUAAUAGAUCUCAUCAUCCCUCGAGGCUCCUCCCAGCUGGUCAGAGACAUCCAGAAAGCUGCCAAGGGGAUCCCGGUGAUGGGCCACAGCGAGGGCAUCUGCCACAUGUAUGUGGAUUGUGAGGCCAGUGUGGACAAGGUCACCCGACUUGUCAGAGACUCCAAGUGCGAAUAUCCGGCUGCCUGCAACGCUUUAGAGACUUUGCUCAUCCACCGGGAUCUGCUCAGAACACCCUUAUUCGACCAGAUCAUUGAUAUGCUGAGAGUGGAACAGGUAAAAAUUCACGCAGGCCCCAAGUUUGCCUCCUACCUGACCUUCAGUCCCUCAGAAGUAAAAUCACUCCGAACAGAGUAUGGGGACCUAGAAGUGUGCAUUGAAGUGGUGGACAGCGUCCAGGAAGCCAUUGAUCACAUCCAUAAGUACGGCAGCUCUCACACAGAUGUCAUCGUCACAGAGAACGAGAAAACAGCGGAGUUCUUCCUCCAGCACGUUGACAGCGCCUGCGUGUUCUGGAAUGCCAGUACUCGCUUCUCUGAUGGCUACCGCUUCGGACUGGGAGCUGAAGUGGGAAUCAGUACAUCACGAAUCCACGCCCGGGGACCAGUAGGCCUCGAGGGAUUGCUAACCACUAAGUGGCUGCUCCGAGGGCAAGACCACGUGGUCUCAGACUUCUCCGAGCACGGCAGCCUAAAGUAUCUUCACGAGACCCUCCCAGUUCCCCAGAGGAAUUUCAGCUGAGAGGAGCCAGACUGUCAGGACUGUUCUGUGCAGUCUGGCACAGUUAGGCUCCUCAAGAAUCUCCAGAGAGAACCUGGUCUUGUCCCCCACUUCUUGGAAGGGGUCUGCCAUCCUGAAAGACCACCCACAGUCCUGGCUCAGCUCAGCACUUCCAGCCUUA